AUGACGGUGCCCACGUUGGCGCACCGCUUCUCUGCCGGCCGGUCCACGCACGCGCCGUCGCCCUUGGGCGUGGACGAGCCGGUCACCCCGCCGCGGCCCCCGCCGAACGCGCCGCCCUCGUCCGGGCCGGCCCGCGCGCCCGCCGCCGUCGCCAGCAGCACCCACGCGGCCAGCAGCCCGCCGCCGCGGUGGCGAGGAGGGCGCAUGGUGCUUCGCUCCGCCAGCUGCGACCUCUCGCCGCUGAGCCGCUGGCAGCGCGCGCUCGCCCCCACCGGCGAUGCGCGGCAGUGCCGCUUCCCCAGCCGCUGGGAGGGCGCGUGGUUCCAGUCAGGCGUGCGCCAGCCCAUCUACAUCGAGCGCGACCGCCUCAGCAGCAAGGGCCGCUGCGUGGCCUCCGAGGGCGACAACAAAGGCGUAUGCUUCCGCUGUGUGGUCAUUCAUGAGAAGCAUAUCAACGUGUUGCAGUAUAAGGAAACGUUCUGCCACCCGCGCGAGUCGCUGCCGACGCUGUGCUCGCUCAUCACGGGCGACGCGCUGCUCUACUCCAUGUUCCGCGUGGACGCCGCACCGGUCGUCUGCCCCUUCCGCGGGCCCUUCACCUUCACGUACAACCGCGGCCACGGCGAGUGCGCGUCGCCCGUCUCCAGCAUCGACUCGUGCACUGAGGACUCGCGCCUGCUGCUGCGCUACCAGGCGUGCCCCGACGUGCACGGCACCGAGAGCACCGUGGAGGAGCUGCAGUGCCUGGCCACGUGGAAGGAGGGCUCGUCGCGCUACCUGGUGGGUAAAGUUCACCACAGCCACGCCACCAGCAACGAGGACCGCUACCGCUGCUUCGUCUACGAGAAGUCCAACGUGGUCAGCCUGGGCGGUGACGGCAUCAUCGGAGGCGGUGGCCCCGGG
Molecule: messenger RNA, 903 nt
Organism: Gryllus bimaculatus (two-spotted cricket)
Lineage: Eukaryota; Metazoa; Arthropoda; Insecta; Orthoptera; Gryllidae
Source: the annotation of a GenBank genome assembly